AAAGGUAAAUUAUCAGAUUAAGCUGUAUUAGUGUAUAACAUAAUCCUAAUCUGUGUGUAUCGUUUAUGUUAUGAUAAUACACAUACACAGGAUAGAACUGUAGGAUGUAACCAGGCUUGAAUCUGACAUCUUCAGCUUCACAAGUCAAGGCACAGGGGCUCGUUACGAAAUGUUGAAUGAUGUCUUUCCGUAAACCUCGACAGCCACUAAGCACCAGUAAGGGAAAGAAAGAAAACCCAUUCACUGCUACAGAAGAAUCCAUAACUACUUCAGAUGAAAUGCCAGGACCCAGUGGAGAAGUUCCUCUAAAAAAACAGAAGAAAGGGAAAAACCCAACUCACAUGACUUUUUCAGACUCCGGUGAAGACUCUUUUAUCGAUGACCCAUCCGAUACAGACUAUUGGGACAGUGUACCUUCAGAUGGAAAAAAUGGUAAUAUCCCUGCUAGCAACUGGAAUUAUUCUGAUUUGAAGCAAACUAAUAUUUUCUUUGAUGAAAGAUCUGAGAUCUUUGAAGAUUUUAUGUUGGACGUUAAGGAAGAUAUUCUUAAGAAAUAUCCUCGUUGCCCAGAUUACAGCGAGUGUGUAAAUACUUUCAGUCAUCUUCUCAAAGAAAAUGUUGUCUUCUCAUAUGAAUUGGAAGGCAUUCGAGAAUUACGCAAACACAUGUAUAAAAACAAAAUGGCAAUGGAACAGAAAAUGAUGAAAGACAUACAGAGUGAUGUGCAGAAGGCAGAGAUUGUUGAGAAAAGUUUGGAUUUGAAGGACAUGUUAAACAGGAAGUGGUUUCCAGCUGUGAAGAGGUUUGCGUACCAAACAAUGAAGUUGAUAAAGAAGGCAUUGUAUCCUUUGGAAGAAGGGAGCGAGACCACGUGGCCAGCAGGUUCAGAUGACAAAACAAAAAGUGAAGAGGAGAAUAAUGCCACUGCUCUAUACAGGGAUGUGGAUGAAAAUUUCUUUCAACAUUUUUGUUCUAUAUUUGGACAGCUGUUUUUCUUAGAGCCAGAUGCAGUGAACAGAAAAACCUUUUACUUCAAUGAAAAGAAAGUAUUCAGCACACCAGAUUUAGCUUACUCUCUGCACAUGGAACCAUUUGCAGGUGUGACAGACGUACAGGACACAAUACUUUUUGUGAUUGGGGUGAAGAAAAAGCCAGUAAGAGUGAAAGGUUCAGUCUCUGUUUCACUAGAAAAACAAGUUGGACCAAAGGUCUUAGGACAAGUUGGAUCAGAAUUGUUUGCAGGGACAAAUUUUUCAAUACUGAAACCAAACUCUUUGGGAAUUGUCUGUAUGGAAACCAGAGUAAUAUUUGUAUACCUAAAGAUGCCAGAGGACCACUAUGUGAAUGUGCUGUUGGGAGAACCACUGAAAACAAAAGGGACUAUUUCAUACACUCAGUCAUUUGAUAUGUUAAAUGCUGAAGACAGGUCAAAAAUUGCUGGAUUUAUGUACUUCCUUGGAUGUGUUCAAAAUUGCCAGAGUUCCUGAGGAAUAAAAAACAAAACAAUACACUAAAAAA
Messenger RNA from Ostrea edulis (European flat oyster), 1518 nucleotides. RefSeq lists its product as uncharacterized. The transcript is spliced from 7 exons. Bases 177 to 1487 code for a protein of 436 amino acids. Lineage: Eukaryota; Metazoa; Mollusca; Bivalvia; Ostreida; Ostreidae. The record is from RefSeq and is a predicted model, not a curated record.